Messenger RNA from Uranotaenia lowii, 9630 nucleotides. RefSeq names its product F-box only protein 11 (gene FBXO11). Gene Ontology annotation, biological process: regulation of apoptotic process; ubiquitin-dependent protein catabolic process; protein ubiquitination. Bases 1836 to 5213 code for a protein of 1125 amino acids. The transcript is spliced from 7 exons. Gene Ontology annotation, molecular function: zinc ion binding; protein binding. The record is from RefSeq and is a predicted model, not a curated record. NCBI's taxonomy places the organism in Eukaryota, Metazoa, Arthropoda, Insecta, Diptera, Culicidae.
UCCCAGUCUGUCUUGUUGGGCUGGUGCCAUUAUUCUGUGUAGGCAGCAAAAUCCGUAAGCUAGUGAAAAAUUUAAAUUAGUGCAAUUCGCUGGAUCCGGAUCGAGUCGUGGACAUUUGUAGUCGUCACUUUCUGUCGUGAACUUGCGGAAGUGCGUUUUUGUGAACGUGCAAACGGGAUGCAAAGGUGUUUUUUGGAAAAGUGGAAUCAGGGCUGAAUUUUCUGGGCAACCAACCCAUUGCAUGGAAGAAUCCGUGUCGUUCAAAGAGAAAGACUACCGAAAAGUGUACAACAGUGCGUGUGUGGGUAAUUCGGAAAGCUCUCCCGUUGCUGGAAUUCAAUUUGCGUGAGAAAGACAAGAUAUAUCUGGACGGACACCUUUGGGACCAGCCUGAAGAAAACAAGAACAGCAGCAGCAAAAUUUAUGCGGUGAGAGAGCUUUUCCUGUUUCAGUACCCUAUUCGUAUUUGUGUAUAUGAGGAUGACAGAGCGACAGCGGCUGUGUUGAAAUGAAAUGAAUGAACGGAACGAACCAACUCCAGCCAGACCAGACCAGUGAAGUAGCAAACUAACAGCAGCAGCAGCAAAAGAAACAGCAAUAACAACAAAAACAGCAGCAGCGUACAAACCAGUCAUCCAGCAACAUUGAGAAGAGUAUUGCUUUUGCUCUGGUGCGGCGGUGUCAAGAAACGGCGAUGAACACCACCAGUCACUGUGUUUUAGUGCGGAAAAAUGGCCGAUCUCAUUGAUUCGAGAACCGAGGACAUAUCGGUGGUGACUGCGUCGACAAACGGAACAGAUUACCCGAUUUAGUUUGUGACCACGCUUCUUGUGACCAUCAAAUUAAUCCGGUGGAAGUGGACGAAUCGGUGCCGUUCGAAGAUCUGAACCGAACUGUGGAUCACAUCAUUUGAUGGUGAUUUCUUUGUUCAUCGUAAACCAGGCCCAUAAUUGUUCCCUGAUAUAUACAUAGGUACUUGACACGGCCGAGUAUUCGUCUUGGUCUCAUGGACGUUGAAAAAAGUGUAUUGUUGUGUACCGAAAUGAAGCUUGUGCGUGUGUAAACCCAAUUUCAAACGUCUUUGAGUUGGGGCUUCGUUUGUUGUCAUUGAUUUAAAACAACUCGAAAAAUUAAGCAGAGCUACGUACGCUGCUGAAGUCGGAUACGGUUCCGAUAGCAAAACAAGGGAAACCUCUUUAAAGUCGAAGAAAGGUGUGGGUAUGAGGGUGAAAAGUGCAAAGUAUUUCAUGUAGCUCCGACUGAUUGUCUGAACUGGGUAGUAGUUUGUCGAAUUCUUAUAUGUAAGUUACGUUAAGAAUUUGCAACUACUCAUUAUUGUUCAAGUGCAAUAGAUAUCGAUUAACAUCGUUGAAAAAAAAAAUCAAAAUACGUACAAUAGUCAUGCAUUUGGAGGUAAUUUCCAUAUUUUUUCACUGUCGGAAGGAUUUGGUUCUGGAUGGGCUAAUCUCGGUAGACGUCAAAUUUGAAGUAGCAGUGUCAGGAAAUAAUUCCAGCUUCUCAAACAGCGACAUGCCUAUUGUGUAAAAGAGAAGUCGAAACCGGGAAUUACGAACACCGUUGCGCUAGACAGGGAGAGAACCAGUCAAGCUCUCCGGCAAAGGAGGCAGCUGGAAAAUCGAUUUGUGUGUAUCAUCAUCAUCACCAUCGACCAGCAGUAAAAGUAGCCAGCACACAGCCAGCGUAGAGUGUGUGUUAUUUAAAUUUUUGUGGACGGUAAAAUUGAGGAAAAACGAAAAAUACACAAAACAAUCUGCUUGUUGAAAAAGGUUUUAAAAUUGCCAAAAAUCGGUCUGGUUUUACCUGAGAAAAGCAAAAUGCCGAGUGCUUCUUUCUCCUCGUCUCGGUCGUAUGUGCGUCGAUCCCGGAGGAAGGGUAACCGGAUUCCGUUGCCGUCGAGGACAUCAGCUAUAUGUGAACCACCAUGCCAAAACAUUCCGGCUCCGAAUGUUGGAGCUGCUCUGGGAGGCCAACAGAAUAGUGGACCAGCACUUGUGGCUGCAUCCCAUAAUCCAGCUGCUUCCAAUGCAUCCACCGGGUCCUCUUCUUCCUCAUCAAGUUCCAAUGUCGCCAGUAGCAGCAGCAGCAGUAAUAGUGGAAAUUCCUCCAGCGGAUCAAAUGGCGGUGCCAAUAACUCAGCAGCCCUGGGUAGUUCAAGUGUUGUAAAUACGGCCGCAUUAUCUCAGGGAUGUUCCUCGUCUGCUUCAGGCUGUUCUUCAGUAUCGUCGUCAUCGCUCGCAACGGUUGCAGCAACAGCUUCAUCUUCGUCAUCGUCGUCUUCAUCCUCACUUACGGUACCUUCAAAUGCAAUCUCCUCGGUCACACUUUCCGAGGGCAAGCAAAACUCCAACUCGCCGUAUGAUCUAAGGAAAAAAUCUCCCUUGGCCGCACACGAUUCCGGUAGCUGGCUGGCCGGAUCGAACAGUUCCGGUGGAGCCAGUGGAGCAGGUCCCUCAUCUGGAUCCAUUAGUGUAUCAGGAUCAAGUUCCAGUCUCCUGCAAUCUUCUCAUCAGUAUCAAUCAUUAGCAUACGAUAGUUGUAACUCAGCAGCCUAUAUGUUGCCGGCUCGGAAACGACCCAGACGUACGUAUUCUACCAGCACCGAAACAUCUUCCUCAUCGUCAAGUGGCGGUACGGUAGCAUGUGCUCCUAGUAGUAGCAACGCCACAAUUACAUCUGCCAGUAUUGGAUCUGCAAUGUGCAUGCAGUCCGCCGCUCACUACCUGCAAUACGAAAUGCCCGACGAAGUCCUGUUAACCAUCUUCUCCUACCUUUUCGAGCAGGAUUUGUGCCGAGUUUCAUUGGUUUGUAAACGUUUCCAAACUAUUGCCAAUGAUACCGAGCUGUGGAAACGGUUGUAUCAGAGUGUGUACGAAUAUGAUCUUCCAUUGUUCAAUCCGGAGCCUUGUAAGUUUAUUUUCGUUAAGCCGGAGGAUUCUGAUUAUGCAAAUCCGUGGAAGGAAAGCUUCCGGCAGUUGUAUCGUGGAAUUCAUGUUCGACCCGGAUACCAAGACCGACAGUACCAGGGUCGUAGUAUAGCUUAUUUCAAUACGGUUCAAGCGGCGCUGGAUUACGCCGACGAGAAAAACUCGGCCAAUAAUAAUCCUGUAACAGGAGCAGGAACGGGCGGAAGCAAUAGUAGUGGUAGUAGUAACGGUAGCAGUAGUAAUAAUAACGGAAACGCCAAUAGUAGUAACUCUAGUAACAAUUCCAAUUUGAGUGGCAGUCCCGCUGGCGAAGACAAUUAUCCACUGGAGAACUACGGUUCAUUAAUAUUCCUUCACCAGGGAACGUAUCGUGGAGAAUUUUUGGUGAUUGAUUCGGACGUUGCAUUGAUGGGUGCAGCGCCGGGCAAUGUGGCAGAAUCGAUAGUUUUGGAACGAGAAUCUGAAUCCACGGUAAUGUUUGUGGAAGGAGCUAAACUCGCCUAUGUAGGUCACAUGACGUUGAAAUUUUCUCCCGAUGUAACGUCCACAGUGCCACAUCACAAGCAUUAUUGUUUGGAAGUGAGCGAGAAUUGUAGUCCCACUAUCGAUCAUUGCAUUAUUCGGAGUACGUCAGUCGUUGGGGCAGCUGUUUGUGUUAGUGGUGUCGGUGCAAAUCCUCUUAUUAAAUACUGUGAUAUCAGUGACUGCGAGAACGUUGGACUGUACGUCACAGAUUAUGCCCAAGGAACAUAUGAACACAACGAGAUAAGCCGGAACGCGUUGGCCGGAAUUUGGGUGAAGAACUAUGCUAGUCCAAUCAUGCGGGAGAAUCACAUUCAUCACGGUCGGGACGUGGGCAUUUUCACCUUUGACAAUGGGAUGGGUUACUUUGAAAAGAACGACAUUCACAACAAUAGGAUUGCUGGGUUCGAAGUCAAAGCUGGAGCAAAUCCUACCGUAGUCAAAUGUGAAAUUCAUCAUGGCCAAACAGGUGGCAUUUAUGUGCACGAGAAUGGAUUGGGUCAGUUUAUUGAAAACAAAAUCCAUUCCAAUAACUUUGCCGGGGUUUGGAUUACCUCCAAUAGUAAUCCUACGAUUCGGAAGAAUGAAAUCUACAAUGGUCAUCAGGGAGGAGUUUACAUAUUCGGCGAAGGACGAGGAUUGAUUGAACACAACAACAUCUAUGGCAACGCCUUAGCAGGAAUUCAGAUUCGUACGACCAGCGAUCCAAUUGUAAGGCAUAAUAAAAUUCAUCACGGUCAGCAUGGUGGCAUCUACGUACACGAAAAAGGGCAAGGAUUGAUCGAAGAAAACGAAGUGUACGCAAAUACAUUGGCUGGUGUUUGGAUUACCACCGGGAGUACUCCAGUAUUAAGGCGGAAUCGAAUCCAUUCUGGAAAACAGGUUGGUGUGUACUUUUAUGACAACGGUCACGGAAAGCUGGAAGACAACGAUAUUUUCAACCAUCUGUAUUCGGGAGUUCAGAUUCGGACGGGGAGCAAUCCAGUCAUACGGGGAAACAAAAUUUGGGGAGGCCAGAAUGGUGGUGUACUUGUCUACAAUGGAGGACUUGGAUUGUUGGAACAAAACGAGAUAUUCGACAACGCCAUGGCUGGUGUGUGGAUAAAAACUGAUUCGAACCCCACGUUGAAGAGAAACAAAAUCUAUGAUGGACGUGACGGGGGAAUAUGCAUAUUUAACGGUGGCAAAGGAGUGCUCGAGGAGAAUGAUAUUUUUCGCAAUACUCAGGCUGGUGUGCUAAUAUCGACCCAAAGUCAUCCGAUUCUGAAAAGAAACCGAAUAUUUGAUGGAUUGGCCGCAGGUGUAGAGAUUACCAACAACGCAACAGCGACGCUGGAGUUUAAUCAGAUAUUCAAUAACAAAUUCGGAGGGUUGUGUCUGGCUAGCGGCGUGCAGCCGAUUACAAGAGGUAAUAAGAUUUUUAACAAUCAAGACGAGGUCGAAAAAGCGGUUUCCGGUGGACAAUGUUUGUACAAGAUCAGCUCGUACACAUCCUUCCCGAUGCACGAUUUCUACCGAUGUCACACAUGCAAUACGACAGACCGUAACGCGAUCUGCGUGAAUUGCAUCAAAACAUGUCAUGCGGGUCAUGAUGUCGAAUUCAUUCGGCAUGAUAGAUUUUUCUGUGAUUGUGGUGCUGGGACGCUCACCAAUCAGUGUCAGCUGCAGGGCGAACCCACCCAGGAUACCGAUACUUUGUACGAUUCCGCGGCCCCUAUGGAAUCACAUACGCUUAUGGUAAACUAGGGUCUUGUUAUAUUUAUCGUUCUGUGUUAAAAGGACCCUCUGGCAUGAGCAUCACCCUAUGUGAAACAGAAGGGUAGAGAGCGAAAGUGAGACAGAUAUUUCAUCGUGUGGAAAGUUCUAGUACACAAACGUCAAAAAGUUACAACUAACUCCUUGCUUGCUCAUAGCAAAGAAAUUCAACCCUGAAUCUGAAAACAAAAUACUCCCUAAUAUAGGCUUCCGUUGAUGAGACCGAUAGUAAACAAACCAAACCUAGGGCUCCAGGGCUUUCCUAGCUAAUCUGAGACAAUUUAUUGAAGGAUUUUCAUCGUGUUCGAUGUAAGCUUAAUUUUUCUUUUAUAAAUUAAGAAGUUAAUCAGCGACAGUUAAUCAAAUUAGUCUACCAACAGUACACAGCACUCCGAAAUUACAUCAACUACAAGAAUGAACCACCAAGACACCCAGCUUCCAUUCCAUUCUUCCCAAUAUGCCAACCGCAGAAAAAAAAAAGAAUGUUGAAGCAAAAUUGUAGAGAAUCUAAGAAGACAGUGAUAUACCCGAAAUUUUUGUUCGUCAACAAUUUAGAAGUUUUUUUUUUGUGUCUAAAAGUAAUCAGCCUAUAACGCAAAUAGAGGUGAAUCAUAUUGAAAAAUUUUCAGUGUGCAAACAAUGUGCGUGUGCUAAUGUGCGUGCGAUUCCAACUCUAACAAAUUAAAAAAACCGAAAGAUUUAUGUUUUGGAAGGUUAGGGAUUUGUGUGCCCAUCGAACUAAUUGUAUUUUUUUUCUGGAUAUGACUGAAAAUGGAAAUAUAACUGUACAGUAUCGAAAAUCCAUCAAGGGACUGCAUUGUUUUCUGUGUUGCACCGUAAUAAUAAGUUUUGCGCAGCACAUGAACCUCGCAACACAGCCAUUGCGAAACACCUUGUGAGUAUUAUUUUAUGUAGAAAACAAUAAAAAUAACUAAUAAGGCGUGCAUUGGUAUGUAGGAAAUGAAUAAGGUUUGUUUUGUUUCAUGUAUGAGGACUGAGAGAUGUACAAAAGAGUGAAUGGUACCGUUGCUCAUCAACAGAGCUCGAUCUGUACGAUGUUAUAUAUGUACUAAUAUUUAUGUUUCCUUGUUUGAAAUAAGUUUAAGUUAAAUGUUAUCAUGUCGUCUAUUUAAAGCAUCGUUCAAUUGUGGUUCGAAUCAAUUUAUCAACAUCUUUUGCCCGAAGACACACCAUUGUCGAUAUUUUUUUAUUAGAUUUGUACAUCGUGCUCUCUAUUAGCUUUAACAUAUAAUUUUGUGAACCAACAAGUUACCUUGCGUUUCGAGUAUUGUGACAACUUUGUUCAAAAUUAAUUAAAAAAGCUCUCUUAAUUAUUCAAUGGUUUAUUAAACAAUUGUGUUUAGUUAUUUUUUAGCUGUUUUCCCGCGUUUUCAGGACGUUUCUAUACAGUAUCGUAAACCAAAUAGAUUUAUAAAUUAUUUAUCCAGAAGUGUACCUACAAUGUUCAAUAUUUUAUUAUUUUUCUUUGCGUGAUAUGUUUUUAUUACGUAAUGGCUUGGAAAGUAUUUCGGAGUGAGCGAUCUGUUUAAAAUUUUUGAACUCAUGAUAAAGAAUUCCGUAAAUCAAUCCCUCGGAUAUCAUAAAUAUCAAUCAUGGAUAUCAUAAAUGAAUUAAUAUCCAGUUUCGCAUUUGAAUAUUCUCGAGAACACAGCUAUAGUUCAACAAAACUGUUUUUUUUAAAUAAUGCUUUCGAAAUGAGUCCCAGUGCAUUUACUUGUGAUUGUAACUGAUUGCCGGUACAAUUUCAACUAUUCAAAUCUCUUUGGAAAUCGUAUGAAAAGAUGUUGAUUGUACAGAUAUACCAAACUAUGUGUUCCACUCGUAUCAUAAGCCUGUUUUCUUAUAUUAUCGUCGAUUUUUGACUUAUGUAUUUAGCCUUUUACGUACCAGUUUUAUUAGUAAUCGAAUUCUUGUGUAGCUGAAUGUAUAAGUUUUACUGAAAUAGAAGAACCACAACAAAGUAUAAAAUACGUGUGGUUAUGAAGUUUUUUUAAACUGUAUUAUUUUUGUAUCCUAUAAGAAAGUCUAUACUGUUGUAGAUAUAGUAGCUUUAAUUGUCGAAACAGAACACUAGAAAGGAUGGGACUGUACUGAACGCGAGAGACCAUACGGAUUGUGUAUCACCGAUAGUGAUAGUAAAUAGAUUUUAUUUUUCUAUAUUGCCAGAAACAAAAUUAAAACCGAAACGGAUUGUGUAAAUUAUUGUACAUGUAUAAUCAAUCAUCACCUAUGAUGCACUUGUGCGCUGAAUCUUAAUACGAAAAAAGCUUUUUAUACAAGUUUUAUAAUUUAAUUACCUUGUUUUUUUUGUGUUUGUUAUUUUUUGAAAGAAAUUUUCCUUUUUCGUUGUCUUUUGUAAAUAAAAUCCUUAUUUUUUUGUCGCUGCUGGUUUUUCUCAUUUGUGAUUAAGUACACCAAAAUUGUUGAUUUUUUAAGUAGGUACCUAUGUGUUUUUGAUGUAUCUUGAUUAUUAGCAGAGAAUGCCAAACAAUAUUUACCCAUUAACAUUGAAAUCUUGAAUAAUUGAAAUAUUCAAAAUUUGAAGUGUCCAAAUAUGUUUUUGUGCGAACCUCUAGAUUUAAUUCUGAAAAAUAUGAGUGGCCCUUAUUCUCACGGGACGUGGCUUGACAGAUUUCACCUCGGCAAAUGUUAGCUUGGAUGAGCUGCGAUUAGAGCGCAUCCGAACGUAAGUGUUUUCCUGAAACGUUUCCUGGAGUCAGGACAACGAGGUGAAAUUUGUAAUGCCCAACGUUUUUAAGUCAAAUUUUAAGGAUUGAUUCAUCUGUACUACCAAAUAUUAUAUCAGUCUAGUAAUGGCAAAAACAUCAACACUCUGUAAUAGAAUGAAUCAAAGAAAAAUAAACUAUAAAUGUCUAAAUUGGAACACUUGCAUUUAGGGUCGAAUGCCUCCUGAGGAGUUGAAAUCCCUUACAAAAUAAAUAGAAAACAAUGAACUCUGGCCACGGGCAGAUCUAAACCCAGCAAACAUUUUUGUAGGUAUAUUUCUCAACAACUUUUUUAUACGUUUCAUAUACAUUAUAGAAUGAUCGUAUGAAACACGAAAAAACAGCAUUUACCUACCAAAGUGGAGGCAAUAUACAUACAACUUUUUAACUUCUGGCUAAAGCGAUAUGAGUAUACGAUUUCGACACCAUAUUCAUACAUACUGAAAGAAUGCAACAGAGCACAAGUUUCUUUCUCUCAACGCAUGCGAACUGUUGCCAGCGACAAUAUUUGCUGCCUCUGUCAUUGGGCAAUUCUCGCAAAUACACCAUCUGAUUUUUAGCAAUCUGGUUGCACUGCUGAUCGCAAAGAGAACAACAAAGCUGUUCUCUCUUUUGACCCACGCGGGAGAAAAAAAAGGAACGAAAUCGUCUUCAAAAUCUGCAAACAUGGCGGACUUUUUAUCAUAUCCGAUUUAAACCAUUUAAUACGACUUCGAGUAACGAUUUUUACGACAUUUUACUUGCGUUAGUUGGAAUUACGAUUCGCAGUAACGUUUUUAAUGACUUGAGUUAUCAUUUUAAUGCGAUUUCAUGUUUGCUGGGAAAACAAUUACAUACUAUUGGUUAUGACUGUGAUUGGACGAUUCUUGACAAGGGAACGGGACGAAUAUAUAAAUAAAUUAAAAACAUGAUUCAUACCAUACAAUGUAGAACGACAUUUUAAUUUUAUUUCUUCUUUCAUUUGGUUAACUUAAUUUUGUUGCUUUAAUUUCGUUCAAUGUUAUUUUUUAGUAAAUUAGAACCGAAAAAUGAAAUGGUGCAUUAAAAAACAGAGCAAUAAUCAUUAUGUUUGUUGAUACUAUUAUAGAUAAAUCUUACAAAAAGUAUCUAGCACGUCCUUUGAAACUAGUCAUAUGUGUGUGAACGUGAGAAUGUAAAGUUAAUACAGCAAACAGAGAGUGCUGUUUAUACGAUUUAUUUUAUUUGUUUCUGCGGUGUUCAACACGACCAAUGUCUUUUUAAAAAAUACUCUCCACUGUUCGGAAUUCACUACUUAUAACGAUAUCCCACGCAUUUCCAAACUUUGUACAUAGCACAUGUUUACUAAUCUUCAAGCCAGAAUCAAAUGGCUUUUGGUUUUCGAACCCCGAUUGAGGAGAUCGUCGAACACAGCAUUCUGUAAAUGAUUCCGUUCAGAGGGAAGCAACAACAACCAAAUCUUCCUAGUUUCAACGUUAACAUGUAAUGUGGCACAUUUGAAAACAAAAAUGCCUGUUUAUAUUUUAACGCUAAAAUGUCUGAUCAUUCUCUACGGACUUGAUUUCCACAUAUGACGAUAGAGAAAAUGUCUUGCAAAGGAUGAUUUGCAUUUGUUUUUUUUAAAUUUGCUGAAAUUUCAAAGCUUAAAAUACGUUCGAGGCAAAAAGUCCUGUAUAAAUUCC